Messenger RNA from Nematostella vectensis (starlet sea anemone), 3004 nucleotides. RefSeq names its product spermatogenesis-associated serine-rich protein 2. The record is from RefSeq and is a predicted model, not a curated record. Lineage: Eukaryota; Metazoa; Cnidaria; Anthozoa; Actiniaria; Edwardsiidae. Gene Ontology annotation, cellular component: cytoplasm. The coding region runs from base 101 to 2707 and encodes 868 amino acids. The transcript has 15 exons.
GAGAGUAUAUAUUUUGAUCAAUUAGUGAGAGAUAUAGACUUUCAAGUUCUCCAGUUUUCUCUGCCGCUGUAACCAGUAACAGGGUACGACGGAGUUUAUUAUGUCGGCAAAAUCCAACUCUUCAAAACUACAUAGCAGAAUCCUUGACUGUGAGAAUGGACAUGUUUUUGCAGAUAUUUCCAGACAGCAGAACGGGGAAAAUGUGAAGUCUAAAGUUGAUUUCGUGUAUGGCGCAGUCUCUUCUAGAAGCAAGAACGACAUUCUUUUGGUCUUGCAAUCCGUGGACUACAACGUAGAGGCUGCGAUUUCUAUAUUUUCUCGAGGCGAAGAUGAAGAAGUGCUUCAAACAUGGAGUUUUCAAGGGAAGAAAAACAAGAAUGGUAGUAGCAAGAAAAAGCGAAAUAAGAAGAAACUAAAUAACAAGGAAGCGUCUAAGGAAGAGACCACAAAGGAAGGCCAAGCAAAUGAUUUUGAUGACUCAAGUUUGUCAAAUGGAGCAACCUCUUCACAAGCUCAAGAUGAAACAGAAAGUACAGAAAACCUAUUACUGGACCUUAAAUCUACCGAGGCUGUUGCCUCACUUGCUCCACCAUCCCCAUCAAGCUCUGAGACUUCUGGGCUGUCUGACCUGAUAGCCUCACAUAAUGAGUUCCAGUCGUCACCAGAGCACACAGCAAAACUACAUCCAUCAUCUGCACAGCAUAAGAAUGCCAAGAAAUAUGUGUCCAAACCUGAGCAGCCUGUAACACCCAACAACUCACACCACCACGAAACACUGAAAAAAACUAUCAAAGACUUGUCACGUUCUACUUUUUCUUUGGCAAGAUACAAUGUUAUAUUGGAAGAGGAAUGUGAAAGUUCAUUGAAGCGAAUUUCAUCAACAUUCAAUACACUCAGAAAAUGUCUUUGUGAGAGGGAGGCGGCCCUUGUCAAGGAAUUAGAAGAAUUCAAAGUGCAAUCAGUGCAUCUGUUGGAGGAAAGGCUUGAGGAUGCCUCAGCACUAAAGCUAAAGGCUGAAAGAGCAGGAACUAUGGGUGAUGAGCAAGUUGUCCUUCUCAGAGCUGACAUCAAGAGUUUUGUUGGACAGAGGAAGUUGGAUGAAGAGUUGGCUCAAACAACUAGAUUUGUCUGUGAUGAGGAAGAAAUGUUAAAGCUAAUCAACACUUAUGGACAAGUGGUCCCAAUAAAGCACAACUACACACCUACUGUUCUUAACCAUGUAAACACCCUGCCACAACCUCAUAACAAAAUAUCAAACACACCCAAGCCACCCAUUGAAUUACCAACUCCUGCAUCCAUCACUUCAUCUCAAACUGCCCACAACACAACAACCCUGAUAGACACCACAACAUCACCUACAUCAACUACAAGUACAGCCUCUACAACUACAGCUAAUGCAAUCAGGGUUGAGGAGCCACCAAAGUCGUCAUUCCUUCAAGAAACUGCAGAAAUGCAUGUUCGACUAAAACAAGCUCUUAAAAAGCAGGGAGUAGAGAAACCAAGUGACUCCAAAGGUUCUAGAGCCUCAUCAUCUAGCAAGCCUUGGAAUAAACCACAUGAAUCAGAUCACUCUCAGAACAAGAGCCACCAUAUUAAACCUGCCUUGCCCAUGGAUAACAAGGCACCGUAUGUCCAUCCAAAUACAAAACAACAGUUUCAAGGAAAGCCGGGUGGAGAAGCUGCAAGGGAGAAUAAAGAUCUCGAAAAACCCAAAAGGCGGCAACGGAAUAGAAGGGCCCGUAGUGCAGAAGUCUCAGCAGGCACGAAAGAGGCCAAACCUUCUGAUGAAGGGAGUCAAGACAACAAAGUCGAUUUUAGAAAUAUACUCGAGGGAGACACCAAGCGGAAUCAGGAGUCACAGAAAAAGCACAGAGGUGGUACCCAUUCGAGUGAGGCCCACAAUAAGCCAAAGGGGGGUACCCAGCAUAAUAUUGAGUCUCAAAAUAAUCCCAAGGGGGGGAGUCACUGUAGUGAAUCCAACAGUAAGACCAAGAGGGGUCCCAAGCGAAUUGAGGAAUCACAGAGUAAGCCCAAGCGGGAUACCGAAGGAAAAGAGCAAUCACAGAGCAGGCCCAAGGGGGAUAAAGAGGGGAAGGAUAAAUCUCAGCAAAAGCCCAAGGGGGAUACAGAGGGGAAGGAGGAAUUACUUGAUAAACAAAAACAGAAAGAAGAGAAGCAGAAUAAACCGGGUCCCCGGAGUCCCCGUAGAAGACCUGAUUCACAGCAGAAAGAUCUGAACAACUCACAGAGAAAACAUAACUCGAACUCCCAAGCACAAAAAGGCUCCGCUGCUCGUCCCUUGGUCGAGGAGACGCCUCAAGUAGAGGAAAAACCCGAUAAUGCGAAAGACGGGAAAGUAGAGGAUCCGCUUCCUCAGCGCCAACAGAACCGGCGACGCAACCAGAACAAAAGCGGCCGGGGCUCAAAACCACCACGGGACAACCCGCAACAUGACCCGCAGUACAAGGGUAUGAACGGGACGAGCAACGGGGUUGAUCACGUGACCGAUCUCAACGGUUUAGACGACACCGACGCCGUCAAGAUCGCUAGCACCAAAUCGAGCGACGCCAAGACAGUAGCGCCGGAGAUUAUAGUGAACGGGCACCACACGACCACCUUUGACGAGAAGGAGGUCAGAACUGACAAACCACUUGUCAAUGGCUUUGCUACUGAGCAUGCACACGAAGAUAGUAUAAUAGAGAGAUGAUAUCCGCUCCUUUGUAUAGCUAAAUUUAUCAAAAGCGAAUUUUGACAAAAAAUAUAUAUAUAUUCAUUCUUAACGCGCUCUUUAUCAGGGUCAGUCAAUAUUAUGGAAUCAGAUAUCAAAUUUUAUUAAAAUGUUUUAUGUUCGCCGCUUCUAACAGAUUACUUAUGGUAAAAUUGCACAUUUUGAUAUAACUGGAAAUCGGUUUAUGGAAUGUGGUUUUCACUCAUUGGCAUGAAAAAAAUUGCAAAACAUCAACACAACAUACUGCUUUCAAAUAAAACACCACAAUGACGUUUA